AUGGCUCGGCCAAGAGACUCGCGCUCACCAAGUCCUGCAGGCAGCCAUUUCAACUCGCGCCGCCACCGCAAAGAUGACGACCGGCGGGAUGCCAGAGACCGCCGCGACGAUGGAAGGGACGCUCGCCGCCGCUCAAGGUCGCGCAGCCCGGAUGUGAGAUUUGACCAACGCCACUCCAGCUCCAGUAACUCCUAUACGCCUGGACCAGUGUCUGACAGAAAUAUGAACUUCCAACAGUAUCGAUACCGCGACCGUGACCGAGGCAGAGACGUGAGAGACCGUGGUGGCCGUGACCGCGACAGCUUCCGCCGACGAGACCGCUCCCUAGACCGCCGAGACGAUGACUUUUACCGUGGAGGCCCCCGUGACCGCCGUGGCCCGAGAUCGAGAGAGAGAUAUCCGCCCAGACCUCGCUCGCCUGACCGACGCCGCGACCGUAGCCGAGACGACUACCGGAGGCGGGACGAUUCGAGGAACAGAGGCCGACGCGAGGGUACGGCUGACUCUCAAGCUCGCAGCAGCCGCGCUGACAGCCGAUCCCGCAAGACGCCACUGGCCGACAGUGGCAGAAAUGGAGCUGACGAGGUACGUAUUCCAACCCCGUUUGAGAGAACUAGAGCUCAUGACAUAUCCCAGGCCCAAAAGGCCAAAACGACCGCGGCGCAAUCCGAGGCCGACAAGAAGGCAGAGCGACUGGCGAAGCUGGAAGCAUGGAAGAGAAAGAAGGAGCUCGAAGGCCAGAAACAAAAGGAGGUGAACGCUAGCCAGACCAGAAGUCUUCUUGCGGAGAUGGACAAGAGGGCCAAAGAAGGCUCAACAGCCCUCUCGUCUCCUGUUGUGUCGUCUGCAGCUUCGCCUGCCCCUGUCGAGUCGGGCAGCGUCUCUCCAGCAAAGCCUUAUACCGGCAAGUUUGAUCCGAAAACGAUUGCGAAGAAGUCUGCCGUCCAAAGAUCGAAUGAGCCCGCCAAAGGAGCUCUCGGAUCCAUCGAUGUCCAGCCGCCAAACAUCUCUUUGCCUGUUAAGAAGGGACCUACUGCUUCCGCACUGCCGACGAACCGUGCCAAGGCCAGCAGUUUCGGGUUCGGCAAAUCUCAUGCGGACGGCGACAAGCUUCCUAGCAAGCGAAAGCUCGACAUGGACGAAGAAGUUAUAACCAAACGGCAGCUUACCAAGCUCCCCAGUCUCCCGAUAGAGACGGACGACACGCCUUAUGCUGACCAAGAUGAGGACGACGAAUCGGAUGGCGACAACUUUGCCGAAAACGAAGAAGAGGCCGCUGCAGCCGCUCGUGCUGCGCAUGAGAGGCGUCUUCAAGCUGAGAAUCAGACUGAAAAUCAAACUGAGGACCAAGCCGACAACCAGGCUGAGGACCAGGCGGAAAACGCAGCUGAACAUCAGACGGAGAACCGCACUGAUGAGGAGAUGAAAGAUGCCGAAUCUCAAGAGGCUCCUGCAGAUGCCAUGGAUGUCGACGGAGAGGACGAGGAUAUCGACCCUCUGGACGCAUUCAUGGAUGGUCUUCAACAGAUAGAGGAGGUGAAGAACCCUGUCAAGACUACCUCUAUCGCGAAGAAGCAGCAGGAGCCCGAGGCUUACUUCUCUGAUGAUGACUAUGCUUUCAACGAGCAGGGCGAUCAGGAAGCAGACGCCGCUUUGCUUGCAAUCGCCAACAAGCGCAAGAAGAAGGACAUUCCAACCGUCGACUAUUCAAAGCUAGACUUGCAGCCCAUUCGCAAGAAUUUCUGGGUUGAGCCAGCAGAGUUGAGCAACCUUUCCGAAGCCGAGGUCGCGGACUUGCGAAUGGAGCUGGACGGAAUCAAGGUCAACGGCAAGGACGUCCCCAAGCCCGUUCAGAAAUGGUCCCAAUGUGGCCUCACCCGCCAAACACUCGAUGUGAUAAGUUCUCUCGGGUUUGACAAGCCUACGCCGAUUCAGAUGCAAGCUCUCCCCGCGUUGAUGUCUGGCCGAGACGUCGUCGGCGUGGCCAAGACGGGAUCUGGCAAGACCAUGGCAUUCUUGCUACCCAUGUUCCGUCACAUCAAGGACCAGGAGCCGCUCAAGGAUACGGAUGGCCCCAUCGGACUGAUCAUGACUCCAACGCGUGAGCUGGCCACCCAGAUCCACAGAGAUUGCAAGCCGUUCUUGAAGAUGAUGAACCUGCGAGCUGUUUGCGCGUACGGAGGAGCCCCCAUCAGGGAACAGAUUGCCGAGCUGAAGCGUGGUGCCGAGAUCAUUGUUUGCACCCCUGGUCGCAUGAUUGAUCUCCUCGCCGCCAACCAGGGUCGGGUCACCAACCUCAGGAGGGUCACCUACGUUGUUCUCGACGAAGCCGACCGCAUGUUUGACAUGGGCUUCGAGCCUCAGGUGAUGAAAAUCUUCGCCAACAUGCGGCCUGACAGGCAAACCAUUCUAUUCUCGGCCACUAUGCCACGGCUCAUCGACUCGCUCACGAAGAAGGUGCUCAAGAGCCCGAUUGAGAUUACCGUCGGCGGCCGCAGCGUUGUUGCAAAGGAGAUUACGCAAAUCGUGGAAGUCAGAGAGGAGAAUACAAAGUUUCUCCGAGUUCUGGAGUUGCUGGGCGAGCUCUACGAUAAGGACGAAGAUGCUCGGACGUUGAUCUUCGUCGAGCGACAAGAGAAGGCUGACGAUCUCCUGAAAGAGCUGAUGCAGAAGGGCUACCCUUGCAUGUCCAUUCAUGGAGGCAAGGACCAAGUCGAUCGCGACUCUACCAUUUCAGACUUCAAGAAGGGCGUCGUGCCGAUUCUGAUUGCAACGUCUGUUGCUGCUCGUGGCUUGGAUGUGAAACAACUCAAGCUCGUCAUCAACUACGACGCACCCAACCACUUGGAAGACUAUGUCCACCGAGCCGGGCGAACGGGGCGCGCCGGAAACACAGGAACAGCCGUCACCUUUGUCACUCCGGAACAGGAGAACUGUGCUCCUGGCAUCGCCAAAGCCUUGGAGCAGAGCGAUCAGCCUGUUCCGGAACGACUCAACGAGAUGCGCAAAUCUCAUCGCGAAAAGGUCAAGUCGGGCAAGGCAAAGGAUUCCUCUGGAUUUGGUGGCAAGGGCCUCGACCGUCUGGAUCAGGAACGUGAAGCGGCCCGCCUUCGUGAGCGCAAGACGCAUAGAGCCGAGGGUGAAGAAGAGGAAGUCAAGGAGGAAGGCGCCAAGAAGGAGGAAGACGACAAGAAGGUCGACAAGACACUCAGCGCCAUCAGAGCUGCGGCCUCUUCCAUCCAAGCCCGCGAAACUACGCGGGCCGAUGCAGGAGACAGCAAGGCGGCUCAGCACGCUCACGGUACAGGUGACAAGUCCAAAGAUCCUCUGGACAAGGUCAGCUCUGCUGUCAGUGCCAUCAACAGCCGUCUCGGCAAGGCCGGCCAGCUUCGCUCCGGCCAACCCAUCGACAACAAGGGCCCGGAUGCCGGCGCUUACCACGCCACGCUGGAGAUCAACGACUUCCCUCAGAAGGCCAGAUGGGCCGUCACCAACCGCACCAAUGUGGCCAAGAUUCUCGAGGCGACCGGAACAUCCAUCACCACCAAGGGCAGCUUCUAUCCCCCCGGAAAGGAAGUACCGCCUGGAGGAGAGCCCAAGCUGUACAUUCUUAUUGAGGGUGAUACUGAACUUGUGGUGUCAGCUGCCCUGAAUGAGAUGACAAGGCUCCUGAGAGAGGGCACCAUUGCUGCGGCGGACGCGGAUAGCCGGGCUCCAGCCAGCGGAAGAUAUACCGUUACUUAG
Molecule: messenger RNA, 3744 nt
Organism: Trichoderma reesei QM6a
Lineage: Eukaryota; Fungi; Ascomycota; Sordariomycetes; Hypocreales; Hypocreaceae
Exons: 3
Coding region: 1-3744 (1247 amino acids)
Molecular function (GO): nucleic acid binding; RNA helicase activity; ATP binding
Source: RefSeq, a predicted model, not a curated record